AUGCCCCGCUUAUGGCCGACAAACGCGAGACAGAACAUCGCCGUCGAGAGAAAAUCCUCUGAGGAACUUACCAGAUCGCCCCUUGCGCUGCCGUCUUCGCAGAGUGCCGCCGGCACUCGCCGAACUUCAUCAAGUCCAGCCCGGCAGCUGCCUCGAAACGACCCAGUAAAGGUGUUAUCAGACCUUCUUGGCAGUACCACACCUAAUGACGAAUACUUGGCGGAUACAGUGGAGCCAGUUGUCGAUGAGCAUAUUCUGAAUGACAUCGACUUUGGGGAUCGAGGGAUUGAUGAUUACAACACUGAUUGCACAUCGUCGUUUGCGUAUAAUGACAGCGCUUCAAGGAAAACCGAGUAUUCCGAUCUACACGAAUCUAUCAGAUCAUGCGAUAGCGUUCUUGAGUCUAUCGAGUCUUUUCUGCAGCAGUUUCGAAAAGACUUGGGAUCUGUGAGCAAAGAAAUGGAAGCCUUACACCACAGAUCAUUGGCAAUCAACAACCAACUUGACAAUCGCAAAGCUGUUGAGACGCUUGUGGGUCCAGCUGUAGAAGGUAUCGUCCUCAGUCCUGCUGUCAUCCGUCGAAUCACCGAUGGCGAAGUAAACGACGCUUGGCUCGAUGCCUUGAUGGAGUUGGAUCAGAAAACAGCAGAACUAGCAACCCAUUCCCCGCAAGAGAUAAAGGCAUUUGAAGAGGUGGCAACUCAGAUGAAGAAACUCAAGCAGCGCGCGAUUGAGCGCAUACGAGAUCACCUCGUAUUCUGUAUUAAAUCCAUCCGCGUUCCCGACUGCAACCUACAAUACAUACAACAAGUCAACAUGCUACGUUAUCGCAUGCUGUAUCGCUUUUUGUCGGAUGCAAAUGUCGAACUUGCUGCGGAUAUCCGUCAGGCGUACGUCAAUACUGUUCGCUGGUAUUUCACGCACCACUUUGACAGAUACCAUAAGCAUCUGGAGGUACUACCCCUUCACAAAAUUGAGAAGACUGACCUUAUCGGUCUCGACGAAAGCAGCCGGAAAGGCGGGUUGUUUACCGCUAUUCGGUCUACGGCGCCUGCAUUGACCGAUGUUUACACCGUUAGUCAACGAUUUGGUAUUCUAGAGAAGAAAGAUGCAACUCUUAUCACAGUUGGUGAAGCGGAUGAGGUAAAGAAGAAACCGCACUUUGUGGAGCUUAUCUUCCGCAGCUUUAAUCUUGCCAUCUCCGACAAUGCAAUAGCCGAGUUUUCCUUCUUGUCGGAUUUCUUCGGAGAAAAAAACGCCGUCGCAAGCACCAUGUUUCGUGACAUCUUUGAGCCCACGCUAAAUUUGGGGACCAACUUCACACGGGCACUUAUUGACCACACGUUUGAUGUGUUAGGGGUCCUGAUAUGUGUCCGUCUGACUCAGCAAUUUGCAUUUGAACUGCAACGACGACGUGUUCCAAUUCUUGAAGGGUACAUCAAUGGCACUUCUAUGCUUCUAUGGCCUCGACUACAGGUUGUUAUGGACGCACAUGCGGAGAGCCUACGUCGAGCGAAUUCUGCAACUAUAAGGCAGUCCGUGGCAGACAAGACAGGGGUUGCCCCGCAUGCAAUAACGCAACGGUUUGCGGAGCUCCAGCGCGGUAUCCUUUUGUUGAGCGAGGAGUCCGGUGAAGAGGAACCCGUAGCGAACAGCUUCGGACGUAUGCGAAGUGAUUUUGAGGCGCUCUUGACUAGACUGAGCGCCGCUAUAAGCGACCCCAAGAAGCGAGAGCGGUUCCUUCACAACAAUUAUUCCCUCGUAGCUACGGUCAUAAGCGAUACCAAAGGCCGUUUAGCACAAGAAGAGAAACGACAUCUAGAAUCAUUGUUAAGGGCAUACUCGGGAUAG
Molecule: messenger RNA, 1851 nt
Organism: Saitoella complicata NRRL Y-17804
Lineage: Eukaryota; Fungi; Ascomycota; Saitoellomycetes; Saitoellales; Saitoellaceae
Product: Vps52/Sac2
Exons: 4
Coding region: 1-1851 (616 amino acids)
Biological process (GO): endocytic recycling; Golgi to vacuole transport; retrograde transport, endosome to Golgi
Cellular component (GO): GARP complex
Molecular function (GO): syntaxin binding
Source: RefSeq, a predicted model, not a curated record